AUGGCUUCAUCGCCAGUGGCAGGGUCUUCAAUUCCUUUCCUUUGUGCCGAUUCGCAGUUUUACACUGCUGUUGGAUGCGCAUUUCAAAACUGCACUGUAAUCAAUGGCUUGAAAACACAGAGAAUUCUCUCUGGUAUUUGUGGUUUACCAGUUCGCGACAAGGGUACCUCUGCUACUGCGAGCGCUGUUGCCGGCGCGCUUGUCGCCGUCGUCAGCGUUGGCAUCCGCGAAUAUUCGCAGCUCUCCCGGUUCGAUUACAGCAUAGGACUUGAUGACUACGCUCUGAUAUUUACCAUGGCAAUGUCUGUGCCCAUGAGCAUUCUAGUUGUCAUUACUGUCCAGUCAGGACUCGGGAAAGAUAUAUAUACACUCACGCCGGAUCAGAUCAAUGAGUUUUUCAAACUCUUCUACAUCAGUGAACACUUCUACGCAUUUACAGUUCUGUUUGCCAAAACGAACUUCCUCUUCUUCUACCUUCGUCUUUUUUCCGAUGAACGGUUCCGAAAACUUACUUGGGGUGUCAUUUGGGCGUGCAUCGCCUCAGCACUUUCUUUCUUCGUCGCCACCAUGUUUCAAUGCUGGCCAAUCAGCUACACUUGGACUCGGUGGGACGGGGAACACCAUGGUCGCUGCCACGAUAUCAACCUCCAGACUUGGGCCCACGCCAGUGUCAACAUUGCAUUGGAUGUAAUUGUGGUUAGCAUGCCGAUCUCCCAAAUAAUGCGGUUGAACUGGCGGUGGAGGCAAAAGAUUGGCGCCGGAAUGAUGUUCGCAGUCGCACUUUUAAUUACUCUCGUGUCUGUGCUUCGGCUUAGCACAAUCAACGACUUCAUGAAAACAUCCAAUCCUACUUGGGACAUUGUUCCAAUCUCGAACUGGUCGUUUGUUGAGUUAAACGGCUUCAUCUUCUGCUCCUGCAUGCCCGCUUUCCGAGAUUACUUCCGUCGAAUGUUCCGUCGCAGGAGACAAACGAUGGUGGAACCCGCGUUUACUAAUGGCGGUGUCAUGCGAACUAUUGGAAAUGCCACUAUUCGAAGACGCAAUAGACUUCAUGAGCUUGUGUCUAUUGAUAGCGAUGAAAAUGAACCAGAGCACCAAUUGGAGGACAUUGGACAAAGAGAUCCAGCAGUUGGGCGACUGUCCACUGGCGUUGCUACCCCUGUUUCUACACCUAAUGCUCGUUCCGAUGAAGCAUUCCCAGCUCAAAAUGGGGCCUCAUCGGAUGAGAUCACGGCUGAUUCAUCACAACCUGAAGAGAUGGAUUUGACGGAUCUGAAGCAUCUCGCAACUUUAGUGUCUGCCGGUGGAGGAGAGUAG
This is a messenger RNA of Colletotrichum gloeosporioides, 1317 nucleotides long. RefSeq lists its product as uncharacterized. The coding region runs from base 1 to 1317 and encodes 438 amino acids. The record is from RefSeq and is a predicted model, not a curated record. NCBI's taxonomy places the organism in Eukaryota, Fungi, Ascomycota, Sordariomycetes, Glomerellales, Glomerellaceae. The transcript has 7 exons.